CCCCCUAUCUUCCCCCUUUCUCAGGUAAACUUUAAGAUAUCUUUGCUAGUACUCCUAUAUUUUUAAGGCCUGCAGAGAGGGAGAGAGACACUGAGAGAUUUAGCAGACAGAGAGAUUUAGGAGAGAGAGAGAGAUCAUGAGGAGCUUUGGGUUCUGGAUUUUGCUGCUUCUGGUUGGGACAGCUUUGGUUUGCCUUGUUACGAUCAUCAAUACCUCUCUUCCUGAUACUGAUUUCAACCUACAUAAGAAAGACAUGACUCUCACUACGACAAGCAGGAAAAUGAAGAAUAUUGGUUAUACCAGUAAGACGGGUGCUGAUCACUACUAUCUUGAAGAUUAUGGCCGUAAUGAUCCAGUUCCAAGUUCGAAAGCUUACAUACGACAUGGAACUAUCCAGCAUGGCUCUCCCUUAAUGCCUUAUAUCCCAAAGCCUUCACCUCCUGCACCGCCUGUGCCAGGUCGUGCAAAGCGUGAUGGAUUACCAUGAUCUGAGCAAGUAUUUCUCACUGUGAUCGUAGUAACUUAUUUCACGUCUUCCAAGCAAAUUAUUCAGGAUCAGACCUGUUGUUUGUAGCUCCCUGUUGGACCUGUUUUAUAUAUUUCUCUGUUGUUUAACGCUCAGCAUUUAUCGUGACUUCUCAAAUUUCUUUAACGAAUUAGCACCGUACUGCUAUUAUACAAAAACAGCUUUUUGCUGAAUAAGGUGAAUAAUGUUUGAUAAAUCUAAA
Molecule: messenger RNA, 728 nt
Organism: Daucus carota subsp. sativus
Lineage: Eukaryota; Viridiplantae; Streptophyta; Magnoliopsida; Apiales; Apiaceae
Exons: 3
Coding region: 137-487 (116 amino acids)
Source: RefSeq, a predicted model, not a curated record